AUGACUGGACUACAGUCUGUUGCGCAGAAAACUGGCAUCAAACUGUACGAGAAUGUGUCGAACAUACGGGAUGAUAUGCAGCAAUGUCAUGUGACUACCACGAAACGGUUACUUGAAAAGCAGUCCUCGAUAAUUCGGCAGCUAGAUGAAGUAGCUCAGAUCGAGUCAAACAACUUCACAGAGCAAAUGAACACGCUCAACGGGAUUCGGAUGCUAGCAGAAGCGAUACCUGUGAGGCACACAACGGCCGUCAACGAGCUGGACGAACUCAGAUCAAUCCCAGCUUCGAUGCGCGUAGGCGAGGGACAUCUGCGAUCGGGUACUACUCUUCAAGCACCUACAACCGAUGUCCUAAGGAGGGUACUACGAGCAGAGCUGAAACGGGUCGCGGACCGGGACCAGGCUUCUUUCUCACUGUUGCAUGUGAUCGCAUUCUCAGUGUAA
Molecule: messenger RNA, 444 nt
Organism: Letharia columbiana
Lineage: Eukaryota; Fungi; Ascomycota; Lecanoromycetes; Lecanorales; Parmeliaceae
Exons: 2
Coding region: 1-444 (147 amino acids)
Source: RefSeq, a predicted model, not a curated record